Chiloscyllium plagiosum (whitespotted bambooshark) is the source of this 588-nucleotide messenger RNA. The record is from RefSeq and is a predicted model, not a curated record. NCBI's taxonomy places the organism in Eukaryota, Metazoa, Chordata, Chondrichthyes, Orectolobiformes, Hemiscylliidae.
AUGGAGGGAAAAAAUGCCUUUCACAAUGGAGAGAAACCAUUCACGUGUUGUGUGUGUGGACGAGGCUUAAGCCAAUCAUCGGAAUUGUUACAGCAUAACUGCAAUCACAGUGAGGAGAAACCCUGGAAAUGCAGGGACUGUGGGAAGGGAUUCAUUACCCCCUCAAGGCUGGAAACUCAUCGGCGAAGUCACACUGGAGACAGACCCUUCACUUGCUCCAAAUGUGGGAAGGGGUUCCCUUACUCAUCCAGCCUGCUGAGACACCAACGCAUUCACAAUGGGGAGAGACCAUUCGCCUGCUCCGUCUGUGGGAAGGGGUUCAGUGAUUCCUCCAACCUGCUUUCACACCAGCUCGUUCAUUCCGGGGAGAGGCCGUUCACCUGCUCCAUAUGUGGGAAAGGAUUCGCUCGGUUAACCAACCUGCGGACACACCAGCAAGUUCACAUGGGGAAGAAGCCAUAUCCUUGCUCUGUGUGUGGGAUGCGGUUUGCUCAAUUGUGGCAUCUGCUGAAACACCAACGGGUUCGCAAGGGAUCACAGAGGUUGGAUUCUGCUGUUGCCACUGCUGUAAGUCACACCCAGGAGUGA